AGACAUAAAUCAAGGAUGAGGCCAAGAAGACCUAAGAAACCGAGACGACCUAAACGACCGACGGUUUCUAGCAAGAUCUACCUCCCUGUCCCCAGACCUCCAUUUAGAACAGUCGACUUGUAUUCAGUCAAGGCAAAAACAGCUGCAGAACCACACAGUGGGGAGUGGAUCAGAUUGCGUGGGAAUUCUACAUAUGUGAAUUCAGGACGUGUGGAGGUUUAUCGACGUGGACAGUGGGGUAUUGUCUGUGAUGACGAAUGGGACCUGAAAGAUGCAACUGUCACCUGCAGACAGCUUGGCUUCAAACAUGGAGCUGCGUCUGCCCCACACAACGCCAAGUACGGCUACGGUAACUACACGGAAGACGAUGUGCUCAUGGACCAGGUGUCGUGCACCGGGCUGGAGCGCCAUCUGCAAGAGUGUCAUUACAACACACAUCAUGACUGCAAACAGCAUGAAGCGGCAUCGGUCGUGUGUAAAGUCAACAAAGGUUGCCCGACAGACUGGAUAUCAGGGUAUGGCAGCUGCUAUAAGUUUUUUGGAGGAGCAAAAAACCUGCGAGAUGCUAGCAACAAGUGUUUGCAGCUUGAUGCCAGCCUGGUGAACAUCGAAACGGAAGAAGAAAACAAUUUUCUCUCCAACAUUUUAUCCCAGACUGUUCGAGAUACAAAAUGGUGGUAUACUGGUGGUAAAAGAAUUAAAAAGUUGUGGAGCUGGUACAGGACGUCAAGAGUGACCGUAGUGAGACGAGGACGAACUAUCAACCGGCUGAGGACAAGAAAGUCUCCUAUCAAAUUCAGCAAAUGGUUUCCUGGCUGGCCGCCAAGUGCUUAUAACGAACAACCAUCGAGCCAUCGCCGUCACAACUGCCUUGUUUUGAGUAAUAUCUACCAUCACCAAAGUGGAAACCCAAACACCACCAGCUACUUCUUCUGGUCGGCCUACCCAUGCAUACUGCGAGGGAGAACUCUCAACUUCAUCUGUGAGAAGCAGGCUGACCCAGAACCUAAAGAAUGCUACACUGGAGAUGGUUCCGACUACCGGGGUUUGAUGGCUGUCACAAUGAAAGGCACACCGUGUCUCAAGUGGACUAAUUCUGUAUCAGUCCACCCUACUGACUAUCCAGACAAGGGUCUUGGAAAUCAUAACUACUGUCGUAACCCUGACGAUGACGCUAAGCCAUGGUGCUGGGUGAACCAUGAGCUUCUCAAGUUUGGAUAUUGUGCUAUCCCUGAGUGUUCAGAACAAGCAAGUACAACCAUCGCACCUGUUGCUGAAGAACCUUGGGGUCCUGACUGCCCAUUGAAGGAGUUUUUCUGUAAAAAGACAACAAUAUGUAUUCCUGAAGACUACCGGUGUGAUGGUGAAAUCGACUGCGAGUAUGGAGAGGAUGAAGACAACUGUGCAUAUGUUAUUGUGCAGUUCAGAAAGUAUUCGAACAAAGAAGUCAUGUCUAUUCAUGCUAAUGCAACAUACAUUAGUAUUACCCUGGAAAUGUGUGCUAAGCAUUGUUUAAACUCCCGUCACUUUGUUUGUCGAUCCCUACUGUAUAUGCUAGACAGGGGCGAGUGUGUUAUAACAGACGUCAACCUACAGCUAGCUGGAGGUCUUCGAAACAGCACCAAGUUCGAUUACUUUGAACUAAUAUCACAAGCAGCUAACUGCACUAACAUGUUCCGAUGCAGUAACGGGAAGUGCAUUUCUCUCACUGAUGUCUGUAAUCACCAUGACGACUGCAAUGAUUUCUCGGAUGAAACAAACUGUGGAGAGCCAGCAUCCCUGGAAGUGAGACUUGUAGGUGGUGAUGAACAUUCUGGAACUGUGGAGGUCAAAUACAUGGGAGAAUGGGGUAUCAUAUGUGAUGAUGACUGGAACAUUGAAGACAGCCAUGUUGUCUGCAGGAUGCUGGGAUACAAACAAGCUGUCACAGAAAUAACUAUGGCUGAAUUUGGACAGGGAAAUGGAAACAUCUUGCUGAGUAAUGUUGGCUGCUAUGGUAAUGAGACGAGCCUGGCCGAGUGUACAAAGCCACCCUGGCGGAGUCAUGACUGCCAUGCUUAUGAAGCUGCUGGGGUGAUCUGUGCGGUGGAUAAAGGAGAGCCAGCACCACUGGAAGUAAGACUUGUAGGUGGUAUUAAUGAACGUUCUGGAACUGUAGAGGUCAAAUACAUGGGAGAAUGGGGCAUCAUAUGUGAUGAUGACUGGAAUAUUGAAGACAGCCAUGUUGUCUGCAGGAUGCUGGGAUACAAACAUGCAAUCCGAGAGAUCACGCAUUCUGAAUAUGGACGGGGAAAUGGAAAAUUCUUACUGAGUAAUGUUGGUUGCCUUGGUAACGAGACGAGCUUGGCCGAGUGUAGAAAACCACCCUGGUAUAGUCACGACUGUGUUGCAAGUGAAGCCGCAGGUGUGAUCUGUGCGGUUGAUAAACAAGCUAGUACAAGCACCACAGUUCGUUCUACAACCACAAGUACUAGAUCAACCCCAACAACCACCACCACCACCACCACCAUCACCACUACUACCAAUUCUUCUAUCACCAUGGCACCACUUAAAGUGCAUCUAGUUGGUGGAUCGUCUCGUAACGAGGGCCGCAUUGAAAUCACGUAUCAUGGAGUACGCGGCACAGUCUGUGACGACUUGUGGGGCGACCAAGAUGCAACAGUGAUCUGUAACAUGCUGGGAUACAGUGGCGGUGGUGUAGCACUAGGCAAGGCAGUGUUCGGUCAAGGGUCUGGACCCAUACUGCUGGACGAUGUUGAGUGUCGGGGCACGGAAUCUUCCAUUGAAGACUGUGACUUCGGUGUGUGGGGCAAUCACAACUGUGAUCAUAGCGAAGAUGCAGGAGUUAGGUGUCACAUGCACACUACAAAAGCUCCCACAACUGUUACACCCGAACCAAUCAAAAUAGAACUUGUUGGUGGGUCGUCGCCAAGUGAAGGUCGAGUUGAGAUAAUUCGGAACCGGAUUCGGGGAACAAUCUGUGAUGAUGACUGGGAUAACACAGAUGCAUCUGUUAUCUGCAAGAUGUUGGGCUUCAGUGCUGGUGGAAUAGCGUAUAAAAAAGCUCAUUACGGCACGGGGGCCCUGACUUCACCCAUCUGGCUGGAUGAUGUCAAAUGUGGGGGCUGGGAGAAGUCCAUAUUGGAGUGUUCCUGUAGUCGGUGUGUCGGCACGCUCGAGUUUAGCCCUAGAGCAUGGAAUAAAUCCAACUGUAACCAUGGCGAGGAUGCUGGGGUCAAAUGCACGGUACCAGCCAAGUCGUCUUCUACUGCACGCCUCAGUCUGGUUGGUGGACAGUCUGACAGAGAGGGUAGAGUUGAGAUAAUCCGCGGUGGGGUUCGUGGAACUGUGUGUGACGAUGGCUGGGAUGACAGGGAUGCCACGGUUGUGUGUAGAAUGAUGGGAUUCAGAUAUGGUGGGACUGCGAAGAAAGAGAACUUUUUUCCUGGUGGGAAUGAAGCGAGUAAAAUCUGGUUAUCACAUGUGGACUGUGAUGGGACUGAGGACAACCUUGGUGAAUGUCGACUUCCCGACUGGGGCGUUCACAAGUGUACACACAGUGAAGACGCGGGAGUCAUAUGCCACUCCAAACCAACCACCAACACAACAGAAUUACAAUGUGGCCAGCGUCCAUUGUGGUCUAAAAAACGUUGGAAAAGAAGCACAGCAAAUGAAACGAUAAUCAAAGUAAAACCAGCUCACUUUUCUAAAAUUGUCGGGGGCAAUGAAGUGGAGUAUGGCUUGUACCCUUGGCAAGCUGGCAUUAGGAAAGUCUACAGCGUCUAUAGGGAUGGUACAGUGACAACAUUUCAUUGGUGUGGUGGCACCAUUUUAAAUAAGAUGUGGAUCAUCACUGCAGCCCACUGUUUUAAAUCACUACGAAGAGAUCGCGUCCGUAUUACGAUCGGGGAUCACCACCAAAAGAAGAGAGAGCGGGAAGAACAGGUGUUUGAAGUGCAGCACCUCAUUCCUCAUGAGCGAUAUAGCAGGGUUACAAAUGAUUUCGACAUUGCUUUGAUAAAACUGAAGCCGAAAAAUGGACGAGGAAUCCGAUUUAGCGACUAUGUUCAGCCAGCCUGCCUUCCAUCAGCGUCAACAAGAUACACCGUGGGGAUGAGGUGUCUCAUUUCUGGCUGGGGAGACACAAAAAGAGGAGGGAGCACACAAAUCCUGCGAGCGGCAGUUGCGCCGUUACUGUCACAUAAUACCUGCAGACGGAUGUACAAGAAUGCAAUCUCGUCACGGAUGAUGUGUGCUGGGUAUGUCGAGGGUGGAAUAGAUACUUGUCAGGGAGACAGUGGUGGCCCGUUAGUGUGUGAAGUAAACGGUUUGUACACCCUGCUUGGUGUGACAUCGUGGGGUAAUGGAUGUGCAAAGCCAUACUCGCCUGGCGUGUAUUCCAACGUGAAAAUGUUUCUGCAGUGGAUAGCACAUACUGUGCAAAAAUAUUCAUAGCCUGAACUGUUUGACAUUUUGUUACUUCAUUAACUCCCAUGGAGAGACACAUGGUUUUAUUCCACAUAUUGUGUUUGUGAAAUUAUUAAAAUUGCUGAGAAUUAAAAAA
This is a messenger RNA of Gigantopelta aegis, 4564 nucleotides long. RefSeq names its product scavenger receptor cysteine-rich type 1 protein M130-like. Lineage: Eukaryota; Metazoa; Mollusca; Gastropoda; Neomphalida; Peltospiridae. The transcript has 28 exons. Gene Ontology annotation, biological process: proteolysis. Gene Ontology annotation, cellular component: membrane. The record is from RefSeq and is a predicted model, not a curated record. Gene Ontology annotation, molecular function: serine-type endopeptidase activity; protein binding. The coding region runs from base 16 to 4455 and encodes 1479 amino acids.